Molecule: messenger RNA, 3463 nt
Organism: Ahaetulla prasina
Lineage: Eukaryota; Metazoa; Chordata; Lepidosauria; Squamata; Colubridae
Gene: LRRC30
Product: leucine rich repeat containing 30
Exons: 3
Coding region: 251-844 (197 amino acids)
Molecular function (GO): protein binding
Source: RefSeq, a predicted model, not a curated record
AUCAAGCAUGUCAUGAUAGCAUAUAACAUCAAGACAAACAUCUCAAAGCCCAUUUUGGAAAAGAGGAUAUUCUUUUCUUGGUUGCAGAAGUAAUUUAGGAUGCAAAGUUUUCUUCUUACGGGAUGCAUACCUUUUUGGCUUGCUCUUGUUGUAGGAGUCUUCUGAAAGCUCAGCAGUUUAACCAGGUGUUAAUUGUUGACAGCUACAAAGCAAAAUUUUGGUCAGCAAAAGCAGCAAAAGAGAGAAAAUUAUGGGGGGAAAGAACUCCAAGGAUCAAGGAGAAGAAAGCACAAUGCCACUAAAGAAAAGCCAGAAGCUACCUCUUUGGGAAGAAACUCUUCUUUCUGGAAAAGAUCCCAAAACACUGUUAAAGCGUGGGCUGCACUAUGUCAGUCUGAACCUCAUCAUGAAGGGGAUGAUAAAGACACCUAACUUUUUAUGGGGACUACCACAAGUCCAGAAAUUGAAUCUUUCACACAACCAGCUGGUGACCCUUCCUCCAGCUUUGGGGAAACUUGACCAGCUGGUGGUCCUGAACUUGUGUGGGAACCGCAUAAAGUCCCUGCCUAAAGAGAUUGGACUGCUUAGGAAUCUGAAGGUUUUGUUUGCCAAUAUGAAUUGCUUGACUGAAGUCCCGUUGGAGCUUGGACACUGUAAGAAGUUGGAAAUUUUGAGCCUCUCACACAAUUACAUCUCUUGGCUCCCUUCUAGCAUUGCAGAACUGGUCAACUUAAGGAAGCUGAAUCUGAGCAACAAUCGGUAUAUUUACACAAGCACCUGCAAAAUGCAAGAUAAUCAAAUCAGGCUCCAUGAGCAUCAUCUGAGUAAGGUUAAGGCUCUCUGAUGGAAGUCUGAUGCUUGUCAGCCUGUGCAACAACUGGUUAUCCUUGAGUACUGAUGACCCUUGAUAUAUGAUUUGUUGCUUUGUUGCCUGGAUUGUGAUUUUUGCCUUCUGAAACCUCAAGUAAGGUUCAGAUUGAUUUAUCUUUAAGUUUCUGGGCUCACUUAAAAAUUAUUCUGCUGUUGUUGUUGUUUUUAAAUUUGAUUGUGCAGCUACUAUUUUGCUUCUCCUAAACUCUGUUAAUGCCAAUAUACAUUUUUUGCACUCAAAUAAGAAAAAAAUCCUUUUUUGUUGCUGUCAUUAAAUAAUUUUGAUUUUUCUUCUAUUCAUAUUUAUAAGUGUUAACAGGCUUUGUAUUUUAUUCCCUGCUGAGUGGAACAGAAUAUAUUUACCUGCAAACUCUUAUUAGUGAUGUGAAUAGAAGUUUAUAAGUUGGUUUUAUGGAGUGUGUCUAAACAAUAUUUAAAAUCUUGCAAUUCUAAAGAGAAAUGGAUUACAGGUAGUUGUUGACUUACAUUCAAAGUUACAACAGUGCUGAUGAAGGGAAUGGUUUUCCAAUUCACAGUUGUUGCAGUGCCCCUGUGUGAUCACAUGACUGAAAUUCACACAUUUUGCUGGCUAUUCACUCUUCCAACCACAGAGGUCUUCAACCCCCUCCACCCUUCAUGCCCUUUUGGUCCACUGCAUUCUGUGGCCCCUGCCACCCUAGCUGACCUUUGUGGUCUUUUUGUUCCUGCUGCUGACAAAGCAUGCCCACCUGGCCCUUUGCAAGGUAGCUGAUGACCAUACAAGGCUUUCUUCCCAAAGGCGGCACUGUACUUUCCUCAUGAGACCUCAUGACCUCAUAUCACCAGUAGCUGCUUUAUGAAACUCCAGGUUGGGCCCACCUCAUCAGCUGUGGGAGCAAGAAGACAAUGAAGGUCAGCUGUGAUGGUAGAGCACAGAGUAAUGGGCUUCAGAAUGCAGGAUGCCAUAGGUGACUAUGGUUGAGACUGGGAUGGGGUGGCUGUGGCUUUUUACCAUGCUGCUAGGUCAGCUGAGCCUAGGAUUUGCUGGAGCCCCUUCUUCUUGCAAUUCCAGAGCCACAGCACAUCAGAAAGGCCCUUAGUGCCAUACUACUGUCCUGGGCUUCACACUGUGAAGGACUUCAUGCUGCACUGCAGCUCAGAGACUUCUUGGGGUCACAGAGCCAUGGCACAUCAAGAAGACCCUUUCCACUGUAACCACUAGAGCAGGGUAGGGGUGAGCUUGGUGCUGUACUAUGGCUCAGAGCCUUAUUGCAGUGCCAGAGCUGUAGCAUGCAAAGAAGUCCUUUGUGCAGCACUGCUGGGCUCGGCUGGGCUUGGCUAGGCUGGGCUGGGCUGGAAUGUCUGCCCCUUGCUCAAUGCUGUAGUUCAGGAGUUUCUUGUAGCCCCAGAAUUGUGAUGUGUCAAGAAAUAUUCUUGAAUACAGCUCAUCCAUCUGGAACCCAUACCACAUCUCUGACAUAAAUACAAUAGAAAGAGUCCAGAAAUAUUUUACUAGAAGAGUUCUUCACUCCUCCGAAAACAACAAAAUACCUUAUACCAACAGACUUGAAAUCCUGGGAUUAGAAAAUUUACAACUCCAUCGACUUUGACAUGACCUGUGUUUAACACACAAAAUCAUCUAUUGCAAUAUCCUUCCUAUAAAAGACUACUUCAGCUUCAAUCGCAAUAUUACAAGAGCAAAAAAUAGAUUCAAGCUAAAUGUCAACCGCUUCAAACUUGAUUGCAGAAAAUAUGACUUCUGUAACAGAGUUGUUAAUGCUUGGAACUCAUUACCUGACUCCAUAGUCUCUAUUCAAAAUCCCAAAAUCUUCAACCAAAAACUGUCUACUAUUGACCUCACCCCAUUUCUAAGAGGGCUAUAAGGGGCAUGCAUAAGAGCACAAAAGUGCCUACCGUUCCUGUCCUAUUGUUCCCUUCAUCAUAUCAAAUUGAUAUAGUUGAUGCAUAUUUUUAUACAUAUAUGUAUAUUUUCUUCAAAAUAUGUUCUUUUAUCUAUGGCAAUUGUUUGUGUAUACUGUUGUGACAAAAGAAAUUAAAAAAAAAAUCCCUGAGCUGCAGCAUAUUCUACCCCAGCCUCCCUGAACUUGUACAAUACUACAGCACCCCUCCCCACAACUCAUGCAUGGCCUGUGCUGAGCUUUCCAGGGCCUCCACCACCACCCUGGAGCUCUCCUACCCUUUACUCUUUACAUGGGACCCAGUGGUGGCUUUCUACCGGUUCACACCAGUUUGGGCAAAUCAGUACUGCCGGCGGAGGGAGGCUCUGCUCACCCGCCCGGACAUCAUCAUGGAUGCUCUGCGCAUGCACAAAAGGUUCUGCGUGCACACACACUCACAGUUCCAAACUGAUAGCAAAGGUAAGUGGAACCCACUACUGAUGGGACCCUCUCCACUUCCUGCUUAAUCACCCACAAGCUUGGAUUAUUGGGACUGCCGUAACAUCAUGCUUUAUGACCACAUUGCUUAGUGAUGGAAAUUCCAAUCACAAAUGUGGUCAUAAGAACUAUCUGUAACAGUAUUGUUUUUUUUCAAAAAAAGCAUGUACUGUAUGUAAUAUUAAAUUUAUCCAUGCAUUUUAAUUCCAGUAUUUCCC